AUGUUUGGAAUGUCCCCUCCUAUGCGUCCGGCGGGUUUACAGACCGUCGGUGCUCAAUAUCAUCCUACCUUCCCAGCCUAUGAACAACCCAUGCCCCAACCAACCCCUUAUGGGGGAAUCGGAUUUGGUCUCAGUGGGAUGCAAAAUCAUGGAGAGUCAAUGUCCAUGAUGGGUCAUCCUCACGGUCAAACUUCACGACCCAGUGCUGGCCUUCCUAAUCCUAUGACGUCUAUGGGGAUGGGUUCAGGAGGGUUCGGCCGUGGAGGUAUCGGUGGGGCUGGGAUACAUGGUUUGGGAGGUAUGACAACGAUGGGAGGUAUGACACCUAUGUCAAAUAUGACGAAUAUGACCGGUAUGACCGGGGCAGUGUAUGGACGGCCGGGUCUUGUUAGUCCGAACGGGAUGUAUAACCCUUACAUGUCUGGUUGGGGUAUGGGUGGAAUGAAUCCUUAUAUGAUGAUGGGUCAACAUCCCAUGGGUGUUACUUCUCCUGGUGCGGGCCCGACACCUGGACCUGGUCAAGGUAUGGGAAUGGGGAUGGGAAUGGGGCAAGGGAUGGGAGGUGAAGGUGUUAUGCAAGCAUUCGACCCGGGUAAAAUGAAACAAGGUCGUCAAGGUCAUUAUGGAUAUCUUGAAGGUCGAGAACUCGCCGGUCCUCCAGUCGGUUAUCUACCAGCAGGUGUCCCACCAACUCUUCAUAAGUCUCCUUCUCAUUCUUCACCUCCUCCAACAGCUCAACAACAACCCGUUUAUCCAGCAAGUGUAGCUCCAUCACAACCUCAAACAUCAUGGGGAGAUUCAACAGUAAGACCCAGAGCGAGAUAUGAUGGUGCACCGACAGUCGCUCAAUAUGUUAAAGCAGAUUUAGAUACACCUUAUCCUCGUAUUCCUAAUGCUGGUGCUGCAUCAGCUUGGACAAAGUAUGGAGAAGACAAAACUCCUAUGGGUAAUGGAAUGGGGAUAGAUGGUAGGAUGGGAAUCAACCAUAGACGUUUGAGGGAGGGUAAAGUUUGA
Molecule: messenger RNA, 1014 nt
Organism: Tremella mesenterica DSM 1558
Lineage: Eukaryota; Fungi; Basidiomycota; Tremellomycetes; Tremellales; Tremellaceae
Exons: 4
Coding region: 1-1014 (337 amino acids)
Source: RefSeq, a predicted model, not a curated record